AUGGCCGCAAUUGCUCAAAACCUACCCGUCACAACCGACGGCGUCGACAAUGCGAAAAAUGUCGACGGUGUCAUCAAUUCUGGGCACACGAAACCGGAAACGGUAAAUCCACCCAGCGUGAACCAGACCAAGCCCGAAAUGGAUGCCGAAAAUCUACCCAACGCAUCCGAUGGAACCAACCACGAUAAUGACCAAGCCAACGACAACCCCAACGACAACGCGGGCCGGGACGCUUCCAAUACCGAGAAUCCUCAAUCGCCAGAAGUCGGAACCUGGCGGAAACCCAAGCCACUGAAAUCAACCAGCGCUGGUCUGAAAAGGGCCAUCAAGGGCAAGAAACCACCGGGGGGGUUUGACGCAUCACCACUGCCGGACGCGCCUCAAGGCUACACCGUUCGAUUUACCUUUCGCUACGCUACCAACUUACCAGCCGCUGACUUGAGCACUGCAUCCUCUGACCCGUUUCUCACGGCCACGCUCACGGCGUCUAAUCCCAAGAGACAUAAGGAGGACCCCGACCUCGUCCACCGCACUCGCACCCUCAGGAAGACUACAGAGCCACAAUGGAACGAAGAGUGGGUUGUCGCAAACGUACCCCCGUCAGGCUUCACCCUCAAGUGCCGCCUCUACGACGAGGACUUCGCUGACCAUGACGAUCGCCUGGGAAACGUGACAAUUCACGAACCUCGGGUAUUUGAGCAAUGGGAAGGGAUUCCGCCGCCAGGCAGGGAGUACGCUGCCAAAAUCCGCGUCAUGAGCAAGCGGGCUCUUAUUGUCAAGGCAAUAGCGUGCUUCUUCCGUUCUGACGUUCAUCUCACCCCAAAACUUUGCGUCAGCAUUGAAGUCAUCGGUAAAUCAGAUCCACCGUUUGCACAAAUGUGUACCAUCGGGCCUACAAGGUGGACGAAACACUUCAGUCCCAUGAUUGGGAGGAUAGCGGGCACUAAAGUGAACGAGAAUGAGGAACACGAUCAGGACGGGGGACGAUCGAGCCAGGUCGACAACUCGGGCCAAAACGGUAAAGAGCGGAGCCAGAAAUAUGACUUCCAGGCAAAUGAAAUGCAAUUGCAGGGCCCCGUACCACCCGAAUUGUACCAUCGCUAUGUCGAGUUCAGGCCCAUCAUAGGUUCCAUGUUCUCAUCAAAAGGCAUCCGUGGCAAAAUCCUCAACAUGGCGCUGCACAAGCAACAUAACCGCGUGUACAACUACGACCAGACGACGGAAUGGGGCUCAUUCGAGCCGUGCUCCGAAGCAGCGACGCUUGCUUUUCUCAGACUCGCCCACUUUGACGAGGGCGGCCGAACCUUCACCUACGUACUCACGUUGGACGGGCUGUUCAAGUUUACCGAGACGGGGAAGGAGUUUGGGAUUGAUCUUUUGAGCAAGCACACCAUGCACUCCAACGUGCAGACGUAUAUUGCCUGCUCUGGGGAAUUUUUCAUCCGGCGACUCGAACGACCCGUUGCGUCGGAUGACCCCGAACCGGCGGAGAAGACGCAUCCAAGUAAUCACAUCCCCGGCGGCCCGCCCGAUGAAUCGCCACCCCCCAACCCGGCGUACUACCAGCUUUUCAUCGACAACGAUUCCGGGACCUACCGACCCGACAAGUCGAUUUUACCCAAACUCAAAGAAUUUUUUGAGAGGAACUUCCCCAACUUGGGCGUCGUCACCAUGCACUGGGAGGAAGAGGAGCUCCAGAAACUGAAGGAGGCUCAGCGCAGCGCCAAGAAACAGGAGGGCCGCAUGGUCAAUGUCGUCUUGAACAGGAGUCGGAGCAGCAUCAGCUCGGCAGAGAGCGAGCUGGAUGACCGCGACGAAACCUGGGAAUCGGGCAAGAAGAGCAAGCGAGAAGCUCUGCUGGCCGCAGUCGAGAACCCUCGCACGAUAAAAGACGCUCUGAAUGGGUCCAAGCCCGCUAACGAGGGCAAAGAGAGAGAGAGAGAGAGAGAGAGAGAAGGAGAAGGAGAAGGAGAGAGAGAAGGAGAAGGAGAGGGAGACGGCGUGGGAAGGUUUGGUGGUUUUUGGCGUCGCGACGUAUUUGCAAUAUUCAAAGUCUUGAGCAGUGUCUGCCAGCGAAUGGGUUUGGCCCCUUGGCCUAGUACUCUCUAUACUCGCACAUACUUCGAUACCAAUAUUUUUUUUUGCUGUAUGCCGGCUUCCGUCGUACGGUCCCUCGCCGGGCCCGGCGACAAAGUCAAUGCCAACAUCGCUUCCGCUUGCCUGCCAUGA
Messenger RNA from Metarhizium album ARSEF 1941, 2229 nucleotides. Its product is annotated as C2 domain containing protein. The record is from RefSeq and is a predicted model, not a curated record. The transcript has 2 exons. Gene Ontology annotation, biological process: positive regulation of gene expression. Lineage: Eukaryota; Fungi; Ascomycota; Sordariomycetes; Hypocreales; Clavicipitaceae. The coding region runs from base 1 to 2229 and encodes 742 amino acids.